AUGGCAAGAAAUAGAAACGCUCCGGCACUUUAUGGAGAAUGGGAGUUUUCAGGAAAACUUCCCUUGAAGAGAGAAAAAGUGAAAGAGAAAGUUUGGAAGAUUGAAGAUGUACUUCAAAGUAGAGGGGCUGGUGAAGAGGAGGAGGUAUUGGUAAAAUGGUCUGACUGGGAUGGCCCAAAUACUUGGGUGAGGUUACAGUUUAAUCCAGAACUGCAUUCAUACCUCCACCUCAACAGGGCCAAUCCAAACAGUUGUACUUUGGUAAAGGUAGCCCUCACAAAAAGUACACCUGCAAAAUUUUCUGUGAACUCAGAUUGCAUGGCUCUUCGCCAAGUAAUCUUUGACAGUUUGGCAGACGUCAGGUAUACCCCGGAUGGCAGUAUGGGUCGCCAAAAUAGAAUAACUGUCAAAUUACCAUUUCGGGAAGAGGAGUUUGAUGCCAAUUUCAGGGUUCUAGGUCUCGAAAAGAUUUCUGCCAAUGAAAAGGGCAAUGUUGAUUGCCAUAUUGCUGGUCAGGAUCUUACUCGUGCCCUAGGCCCUGGUUGGGACUCAAGAUGCUACCACACAUCAACUCAGACCUAUGUAUCCUUCAAAGAAUUGAUCCAUCUCUCUUGGGGAUAUAAACAAAGGACUAAUUUUAGCCACUUAGCUUGUCAACGAUGUCACUUUGAUGGUGAGAACGAAACAGCAAGACCAGAUAUGUGCUCUCCCAUUGAAGAAGUUGUAGUUGGACCACCAUGGCUGCAGUUAACAUUCACCCGGGGUAGAAAGAAUAUGGUUACUGGUGACAUAUCUAAAAGA
Mytilus californianus (California mussel) is the source of this 801-nucleotide messenger RNA. RefSeq lists its product as uncharacterized. The record is from RefSeq and is a predicted model, not a curated record. The annotation marks the transcript as partial. NCBI's taxonomy places the organism in Eukaryota, Metazoa, Mollusca, Bivalvia, Mytilida, Mytilidae. The transcript has 3 exons.